This is a messenger RNA of Aphanomyces astaci, 1212 nucleotides long. RefSeq lists its product as hypothetical. Lineage: Eukaryota; Oomycota; Saprolegniomycetes; Saprolegniales; Verrucalvaceae. The transcript is spliced from 2 exons. The record is from RefSeq and is a predicted model, not a curated record. Bases 56 to 1168 code for a protein of 370 amino acids.
UCUCACUGUUCGUGUGCCGCCCGCUCAACCGCCCCCUGGAACCAACCUCUGCACGAUGCAACGCCGGCAUAGCGGAGUAAAUCCAGAUCAGCUACCGCAUGAGAAUCAUCAGGUGAACAGUCCACGCGCGAGUAUGCCACGAAAGAACUCGAUGCCGGCAGGUGAGUCGAGUCGGUCGUCGGACCACCGGACGUCGGCGUCGCCAAGCGGCGGUGGAGGCGGCAGAGGAAGACGCUACAACCGAUGGACUCUGGUCGUUGUGUCUGGCCUCUUGGCGUUCUUCGUGCUGUCGGAACUCCGGUAUCAACAAGGAUGCGACGUGAGCGAGUCGUUUUCCCGACACACGUCGCGCAUCGGCGGGAUCACCCUGUCUGUCCUUGACAAGGUGAAUGUGAUACACUGGCUUGCGUUUGGGACUUUGAUGGAAGCGCUGCUUCUCGCCAAUGCCAAGGGCGACGCCGGCACGCUCCUGGCCGCGGCGAAAUCAUCCGUCGGGCGGCGGCCGCCACCCCUCGACAUGGACUUCCACGUAUCCACGGUCGAGAUCGCCGUGGACACAACGUCGAUGGACGAUACUGCGUUCUGGCACAUCGUGACCGAGCUAGAAGCCAACCAUCUGCACGUUCACUUCGACCCGUCGCAACGAAUGAUGCGCAUCUUCGAUAAGGACGAGUCGUUUGACCCGACUGCCCUCCCCAACAAGUACAUCCCGUCGUGGUGCGUCUCCGAGCCGUACCACGCAGGCCAGCCGCACGCCAUGCUCUGGUUUGUCCAUCGAGACACCAAGGCCGCGACGUACAGCGUCAAGCAGGACGGAACCAACCGCCGCCGCGUAUUCGCCGAGCAAGACGUGGUGCCAUUGAAGCACCUCGACUUCCUCGGGCGGGUGGUGGCCGUACCUGCUAACGCCCAAAAGGUCGUCGCGCAAGAGUUUGCGAAAGAACUCCACGAUGGCAUUGUGAUCAAGGGACGGAGUCAAUGUGUUGAAGAGUUGGUUCGUGGUGAUGCCUUCUUCCAAGCCGAGUCGUCCCGGUGGUUGUGGCUGGGCUUGUUUGGGUUGACCACCCUGGCGGUGUACAAAGGUCUCUUUGCACUUUAUGACGUGGCAGCACCAGCGCCGUCGAAACUGCGGAGUUUGACUGACACAGACCACAAAGCGUUUGUGUAAUAUAUAUUUUUUAAAAAUAUUAAAAAACACAUGAAUACCCCACA